AUGGAGGGUAUCAACCAUGCCGGGCAUGGGGCCGCCCGACCGCAGAAUUCCGGCUUGCCUUUCUUCGGUCUCGACGACCAUCACAUGAUUCCCGAUGACUUCUCCUUCGUCCGACCGACUCCAAUCAAUCCAACACCAACGAUAACCCCCUUCAGGAUCCCAUUUUUCCGGGAAUGGAAGACCGGUGCCCCGCGCGGUGGCGAUAACCCCGGUGAUUUGCAGAAAGAAGAUCCCUUGGCUGCUCAGAUCUGGAGGCUCUACACUCGAACAAAGUCCCAACUACCAAACCAGGAGCGCAUGGAAAACUUGACCUGGCGAAUGAUGGCCAUGAGUUUAAAACGCAAGGAACGGGAACAGUUGGCUCUGGCUCAGCAACAACAGCAGCAACAGGCGAGGACCGCACAAACGAACACCGAAGAUAAUAGCCCCGCUCCCAGUGGUAUUGCGCAGCUGCGUCUGUCCGACCAUGACCACCAGAUGAAUAUGGAUACCACCCCGGAUGCGAUGAACAUGGAUGACUUUAUCGUCCCCUUCGACUCCCCGGUCGAGUAUUCCUCACAUCCCGCCGCUGACCGCCACUUCACCGCGACUCCUACCGCGGCCUCCGCGUCGAUCCCUAUCAAGUCCCGUAAAGAUCACCAACAGCAAAUGGUCGAUUCCGCCGCCGCAGCGUCAUUCCCACACCCCGCGCCGGACCAGCGGAAAAACAGCGAGUUUGGCUAUGUGACUCGCCGAGUGCGCAAGACCAGUGUGGACGAGCGCCAGUUCUUUGCCGGCCUCGCCGUGCCCACUCGGAAACGACCUGCAGAGGCAUCUCCUCAGGUGCCACCCGUCUCGAACGCCAUGAUGGCACAGCACGCCGGGCUGACGACCGGCUUGCCGGAUUACUCUCUCGACCAACCCUCCGCCUUCACCAUGCCCGGAAAUGGUACCGUUGGUGGUGGCCCGCGGCGUCACCAACAUCAUCACACAGCGUCCGGCAUCCCUUUCAACCUGGACACCUUUGGCAUGGGCGAUGACUCUGCGAUCCACUCGGCUGGCCCGUACCAGCAGCACUUCACCUUCUCGCCCUCCGACUCUCCCAUGACCGCCAGCAAUCCGUUUACCAGUCUUUAUGCGCAAACACCACUUGCAUCGUCGCUCAACUCCACAGAGUUCUUUUCUCCGCCGCCAUCGGGAUACCAAUCAACGGUUUCCACCCCCCAGCCGAUAUAUGAAGGAGAGCAGUCCAUCUUUUUCAAUGAUGCGUCGACAGCCGAGUCUCAACCACAUCGCCGAGUCCCCAACUAUAUCCAGCAACGGUCGUCCAACUUGUCGGCAUCCCUGCAACCGCGUCAUAUUUUUAACUCGAACGGCGAGUACCAGUCACCGACGUCAGGUCAACCGAUUCACUCUGGAUUCUCUAUGCCGCAGCAGCAUGUCGACCCGUCACAUGUGCUCGGCAAUGGCGAAUAUUCUACCACUGCGCCCUCAGGCAACAUGUUCACUUUUGGUGGUGACUCGGACAAUGAAGAUGACGACAGCCACACUUUUGAGCGUGGAGGAAUCGCCAUGCCGAACGAUUUCCCUUCUUUGGACGACCCCAGUGACAUUGGUGCUGGCUUGACUUGGGAUGCAGGAUUUCCUGGGUCUGUCCAGUCCUUACCGGGAUUCACUGGCCAACAUCGCAAACAUGUCACCAUUGGAUCUACUGAUAUGAUCGACGGCCCUGGAGAAUGGCAGCACGCAGGAAGCUUGGGUCGUGGGCAUGGCUCGGCUGCCUCGGUCAGUGACGUGCGCAAUCGCGAUCGUCAGCAGAAAAUCGCUCGCACCUCGUCCACCCCCAACGCUCAGCAGCUACUCCGCCAAAGCAUGAAUGGACAGAACAGCCAGCCUCCCACGAACCACCCAUCCCCCAGCACCCCUCCUGAAUCCGGUCUUAGCAGCGCCGUGCCUUCGCGCCCGCCGAGCCCUGGUGGUUCUAAAAAUGGCGAUCCCAACGCCGGGCCCACAACGUGUACGAACUGCUUCACCCAAACCACCCCGCUUUGGCGACGCAACCCUGAGGGUCAGCCACUGUGCAAUGCUUGUGGCCUGUUCCUGAAGCUCCACGGUGUAGUCCGUCCUCUCUCCUUGAAGACAGAUGUUAUCAAAAAACGCAACCGCAGCAGCGCCAAUACCUUGGCCGUUGGUUCCUCCCGCUCCUCUAAGAAAACAUCUCGAAAGAACUCUAUACAACAGGCUUCUCUCAGCGCAGUUGCCUCCCGCGCCCCCAGCAACAAUGCAUCCGAAUCACCGCCCGCGAUCGCAGGAUCCAGCACUGCCGUCAAAUCAGGCGUGGUUCCGAUCGCCGCUGCUCCCCCCAAAGCUGGCCCUCCCGCCGGUGUUGCCCAAGCUCGCGCUGGUGUGCAAGUAGCGCCUCGACGACAACGCCGCCUCGAAAAGGCGCCUACGGGAUCUGAGCAGGAUCCCGAAGACAACUAUAGGUUCAAUGCGCCAACCAGCCGAUCUAAGGUCGUCCCUCUAGCGCCCGCCAUGCCACCCCCAGCAGCCGCCAACCCGGCCAAUCACAGUAUCGCAGGUGGCCAGGGUGCAAGCCAAGAAUGGGAAUGGCUGACGAUGAGUCUGUGA
This is a messenger RNA of Penicillium waksmanii, 2610 nucleotides long. RefSeq names its product GATA-type transcription factor. The transcript is spliced from 3 exons. The coding region runs from base 1 to 2610 and encodes 869 amino acids. NCBI's taxonomy places the organism in Eukaryota, Fungi, Ascomycota, Eurotiomycetes, Eurotiales, Aspergillaceae. The record is from RefSeq and is a predicted model, not a curated record. Gene Ontology annotation, molecular function: zinc ion binding; DNA-binding transcription factor activity, RNA polymerase II-specific; RNA polymerase II cis-regulatory region sequence-specific DNA binding. Gene Ontology annotation, biological process: negative regulation of transcription by RNA polymerase II; positive regulation of transcription by RNA polymerase II.